AAAGAAAAAAGAAGAUGAAGAUUAAUUUCUGCUUAUUGUCAAAUAAUUAUUAGUACUGAAAACAUUUGAACUUACUGAAAUGACUUUGUGCCGGAAGCAUACAUACGAAUUCUUAAUUGUGGGGAUUCACCUUCUUCCUAAUAGUAUUAGCAAAAGCGGAAAGUCAAAGAAAUCUCUCGCCCUCUCAGGCUAAGAAAGAGGGUCGAGCAGGGGGGCUAGUGCGGUUGGACAACACUCUCUCUCCCGUUUUAAUGGAAGAGGGAGUGACAUGGAUUCACUCUAUCCUGUACCUCGUACUUGUGUGCUCGGCUGUACACCUACUCGACACGCAUCUUGUCUCCCCAAAACUCAGCAUAAACCAUCAGAAUGUGCGAAUUAAGAAAGCGCCAUCAACCCCUCUGCGUUUUCGUUCCGACGGCACUUUCAAAAUCCUCCAAGUGGCGGAUAUGCAUUUCGGGAAUGGGAAGUUGACUCCAUGUAGGGAUGUGUUGGAGAGUGAGUUUGUUGGCUGUUCUGACCUCAACACUACCAGGUUUCUUGAGAGGAUGAUUCAGUUGGAAAAACCUGAUUUUGUUGCUUUUACUGGAGACAACAUUUUCGGGUCAACUGCUAAUGAUGCUGCCGAAUCCCUGUUACAAGCUUUUGGCCCAGUUAUGAAAUCAGGAAUCCCUUGGGCAGCUAUUUUAGGGAACCAUGACCAAGAAUCUACAAUGACUCGUGAAGAGUUGAUGUCGUUCUUAUCCCUCAUGGAUUUUUCUUUAUCACAAACCUUUCCAUCAGUUGAAGAUAGUUUUCAUCCCGACAAACAGGUUCCAGUUCCAAACAUUGAUGGCUUUGGAAACUAUGAUCUCAGAAUAUGGGGUGCUCCAGGUUCCAAUAUUGCAAAUAGUACUGUCCUCAAUUUGUAUUUUAUUGACAGUGGAGACAGAGCCGUUGUUAAUGGGGUUCGAACUUAUGAUUGGAUCAAAGAAUCCCAACUUAAUUGGCUCCGUAAUGUUUCACAAAAACUCCAGGUGCAGGAAAUAAAGCAGGAUAGCGGUGAAUCAUCACUUGGAACGUCUCAAUAUUCAACUGCCGUUCCUUCAUUAACAUUCUUCCACAUUCCGAUUCCUGAAGUGAGACAAGGUCCUAUCUACAAUUUGGUUGGUCAUUAUCGAGAGUACGCAGCAUGUUCCCUUGUAAACUCUGGUGUGCUCAAGACGCUUGUAUCCAUGGGAGAUGUGAAGGCCGUGUUUAUAGGUCAUGAUCACACGAACGACUUCUGUGGGACUCUAGGAGGCUUAUGGUUUUGCUAUGGCGGAGGGUUUGGAUAUCACGGUUAUGGGGUCGCUGGGUGGGCGAGACGAGGCAGAGUCAUCUUGGCUGAACUCGAGAAGGGGGAGCAGUCGUGGGGCGGAGUGAAGAGGAUCAGGACGUGGAAAAGAAUCGACGACGAAGUGAUGAGCAAGAUCGACGAGCAAGUUCUUUGGGAGAGAGGAUGAUGGUGGAGGGUUUAGUCAAGCAAUGGUGACAAAUUCAACUGUGCUGAUUUGCAUGCUGCUAUUCUCAAUUCAAGCUGCAUUAAAUGGAACCACACUUCCAGGAAUUUUAGGAGUGCAUGUAAUAUAAUUUGGUCAGAUUUUUAAAAAAAAACAAAAAAAAAAACGAAUGUUAUGUGAAUCUGAUUGGGCAAGAUCUGUCAAAUAUUUGGAUUCAAGCACAUUACUAGCGUUCAAUUUUCAUACGUAUAUAUGUUGGUCUGUUUCAUAGUCUCA
Messenger RNA from Salvia miltiorrhiza (redroot sage), 1754 nucleotides. Its product is annotated as probable inactive purple acid phosphatase 28. The record is from RefSeq and is a predicted model, not a curated record. NCBI's taxonomy places the organism in Eukaryota, Viridiplantae, Streptophyta, Magnoliopsida, Lamiales, Lamiaceae. Gene Ontology annotation, cellular component: cytoplasm. Gene Ontology annotation, molecular function: hydrolase activity, acting on ester bonds.